GCGUGCAUUUGUUUACUUUGCGAUCGACGGGAACAAACGGAAGAGUUGAGAUACUCGCGCGGCGAUAUUUACAUGCGUUUCUGUGGUAAAAAGUUGUAAAAUGUGUAUCGAAAACGGUGUGGUUGAGUCAGAAGAGAAUAAUCUAGUGAAAAACGGUAGCAAGAUGCAGAAAACGCCACAGAACGAAGAGCCGUCGAAAAACGGCGAUGAGUUACGAAUUCGGAGAAUCGCAGGCGGUUCCAUGAUAAACCGUGCGCCACUAUUUUCGCCAGAUGGAAGUAUAAUUUAUGUGAUUUGGGAAAAGACGGUACGAGCGUUCAGCGUUACCACUGGCGAAUAUGUAAGGGAUUACGAGGGGGUAGACGAUGAUAUAUUGGGUAUUGUGAUUAACCGCAACAAUCAGAAAUUCCUUUACGGAUGUACCAAAAAUGGUGUAAUAUUAGGCUGGAACGCCGAAUCCGGUGUGCUCCACGAGAAAAAGGAAAUACUUUUGAACACAAAAUUCUGUGUGAACCAUUUCAGCAUAUUAUACGAUGAGAAUGACUCGGCAACAUUCCUGGUUUCGGGUGUGUCCACCGGAAGGCACGUUUUUAUUUACUGUCCCACCAAGCGCAUGAUAAUCCAAUCAUCGAAACUCACAUUGGAAGGUGCCGUGACGGAUAUCAGGUUUGCUUCCGGUGGUGAUAAGCUUAAUUUUUUCGCCUACAUCACCGGUGAGUUGUGGCAUUGGGUUAAGGUGAAACCCGCCUUUCGGACAGUAACUAGGAAGCAUUGUAAUGGGGUUCAGACGAGAGUCAUAGCCUGUCACCCGACGGAAGAUAUCGUUGCCAUUGGGGACGCCAUCGGAAGAGUGGUUUUGUAUAAGCACUUCCUGGAAACAAAAGCUGCCGUUCCCGAAAUUUACCACUGGCAUCCUAAUCCGGUUCAGUGUGUCGUGUUCUCUCACACGGGAACUCAUUUCUACUCCGGUGGCCUCGAGCGGGUGCUGGUGAAGUGGACGAUCGGUAAGCAGACCAACAAGGAUAUGUUGCCACGGUUGUCCGAUACGGUGGUGCAGAUUGCUGUUGCUCCGGAGAAUCUGAAAGUCGCGCUUUGUACGGCGGAUAAUGGAAUUCGAAUACUGAACGCACUGCAGAAACAAACAGCUACCAUACAAAGCUUCUCGCGGAUUUCCGAGGAUUACACCGGUCGCAAUCCUUUCCCUGUUGGAUUACGUGUUAAUCCGAGAACGCAAGCUUUGGUUCUCAACGGGAGGGUCGGCUGUGUUCAGUUCUUUUCGACCUAUAGCAGAAGUUUGCUCUACACGCUGGACAUUACACUCAUGAACUAUAACACGAUAGAGCAGCAGAAGGUUAUUUACAAUACGAUGGUCACAAAUGUUGCCGUCAAUGCAUUCUGGUUAGCAACAGUGGAGACCUGGAACGAUAACUGCUACUCGUCGGAGACUCGGCUCAAAUUCUGGAAGUAUGACGAAUCGCGACAGAACUAUUCACUCAACGUGAAUGUGGAAAAUGUUCAUCUAGGAGGCGUGAAUGGAUUGGAGUUCUCCAACGGGUCUAAGGAGCGAGAUGUUCUGUGUGCGACUGCGGGAAAAGAUCGCUGUGUGAAAAUCUGGUCUCCCCGUGAAAUAGAAAUUACCGGGGGAGGUGAGAAAUUGGUGUGGAUGUGUAUCGGCAGGGUCGAGUAUAAAAACCUACCGGUGAAGUCGAUUUCCUUCUCGCAAGAUGGUUCGCUGCUGGCCGGUGGAUUCGGUAGUGUACUCUGCGCGUGGAGCGCCGAAACGCUCAGUCUAAAGUGUGCACUUUCCGCUCCCGCCGGUUACGAUGGCGGUAUGCAACGUGUGGUGCUCUCCGUUUCCAGCAAGACGAAGCAAAUCGACACGGAUGAUUAUUUGAAGAAGAAAUCCAAAAUAAUCGAGCAAAUGUUACAACUGUUGGAGAAGAAAGACGGUUCCGACUUGAGGAAAAUUUUAGUCCCUUUCAAAAAGCAUCGAUUCAUCCAAAGCGACACGAAAAGGGUUCGACAACUUUCGGAGGAUCAAAAGAAGCUAGUCUUCAAGAGGACGCAGCUGCACAACGAGUUAACCAUUUCGCAGAAAGCGGAACUAUUCUACCGAUUGCGCAUUCAAUGUCGAACUGUUUCUCAGAUGAAAGAUAAAAUAGCGGAGAAAUUGGCCAAAGCAAAGCAAAUUUCCUGCGGCGCCGAGAAACGGCUACAGAGAGUCGUGGAUGAGCUUUGCUCCGACGUUAAAUUUCGCUGCAAGCGGAAGCUGCAUAAUCUUCAGCGCAAGAAAGCUGUAUCCUUGGGACUCUCGCAACUCACCAGCGUCUUUGACACCACAAAAAAAAUGUGUUCGCAGAAAAUAUCUCCGGCCAUCGAUAACACCUGCAAACCCGUUAUAACAACCACCCAAAUUAAUCACGCCUUCUUCUGUUACGGAGAGCAUUCACAUCUGGUUGUGAUGUGUACGGAAAACAGACUACUGGUCUGGAAUUUGCUGACCCUCCGAAUUCAGGUGACCGUAAAUCUGACUGUCGACCAAAUUGCCAUCGAUUCAUUCAACAAUUUAAUUGCUGCGUUUACUGCCGACAAUGAGUUGUACAUAUUUUUGCCCAACAUCCCGAUGCCACUGUAUCACAGGAAAAACCUCCCCUCCGUCUAUGGUGCCGUGUGGAUUCCACGAAGGUAUCCCAAGUCCCAAUCGCUUAACGUCGAUUGGCAGGCAGUUUCGCAGCUUUAUUUCCUCAAUCAAAAGCAGGAACUCUUGCACCUUGUUUCGGACAGUGACGAGGAAUCGCUUGGACCGGUGGUUUAUAUGAACGACAUGGCCACCAACGGGCUGCCGAACACACCCUUCGCAGCGAUGCUUGCAAAACAAACGGGGAGCCGAGGCGUUCAAGUUGGACUGACGAACGCAACCGGUGGUCGCAUCGGUUUUGCUGGGAAAAGCAGCGUAAAGGAGAUCGUUGCAUCCUCCGCUCAUACGAUGGCACCAAUUAACCUGCUGUGCGAGGAUUUCCUCAAGUCACUUCUGAUUGUGGAGGAGCGAAGACGAAAACGCGACCCGUCGACAACUGCCACCACUCCGACUCAUGCCCCCACCAUCCCCGUAAGUGACGACAGCGAGUCGGAUAGUGAAUCUACUAACCAAGAAGCUACGGAAGUGAAGUCAAAAAUUUCUGCCCGCAAAGCGGUAAUGGAUUCCAUCGAGAAGGCUCACUUUAAGACAUCCAGCAGAACCGAACAGAUAGUGCGAGACAGCAAGCUGAAACAGCUGAUGGAGGAAGAUAUUGAAAUCGCAUUUUGACGUGUUUUUUGAUUGCUUCGAGCUGUUUAACAAGAGAAGGCGACUCCAAGUGUGAUGGAAGCGUUGAGGGCCUUCAGGACCGGCAUCUACAACCGACUAUGAAGCACGGUGGAGGAAGAAUCAUGGUGUGAGGCUGUAUAUUAUGACUGCUGACAUUUUGUGCGAGAACCUGGAAGAAUACAUGCUGAAAAUAGGGCUGGAGGAUAUCUACACCUUCCAGCAAGACAAUAACCCGUAGCAUACUGCGAAGAAAACAACAGCAGUUUUUCCGAUCGGCCCGGAUCAAAUCAAUGGUUUGACCACCCCAAAGCCCCGACUUGAAUCUUAUCGUGAAUUUAUGGGCGAUUUUGGACAACAAAGUGGACAAAACUGACGCUACGAAUAAGCAGAACUAUCUUGCUGCGUUGAAGGAUGCUUGGGACGAGUUGGACUCUCA
Toxorhynchites rutilus septentrionalis is the source of this 3743-nucleotide messenger RNA. RefSeq names its product WD repeat-containing protein 75. Gene Ontology annotation, molecular function: protein binding; RNA binding. The coding region runs from base 101 to 3307 and encodes 1068 amino acids. Gene Ontology annotation, biological process: positive regulation of rRNA processing; positive regulation of transcription by RNA polymerase I. Gene Ontology annotation, cellular component: nucleolus. The record is from RefSeq and is a predicted model, not a curated record. Lineage: Eukaryota; Metazoa; Arthropoda; Insecta; Diptera; Culicidae. The transcript is spliced from 8 exons.